Messenger RNA from Colletotrichum scovillei, 2370 nucleotides. RefSeq lists its product as uncharacterized. Gene Ontology annotation, molecular function: ATP binding; metal ion binding. Bases 305 to 1864 code for a protein of 519 amino acids. The transcript has a single exon. NCBI's taxonomy places the organism in Eukaryota, Fungi, Ascomycota, Sordariomycetes, Glomerellales, Glomerellaceae. The record is from RefSeq and is a predicted model, not a curated record.
CAAUUCCGCAUUCCUCAGCCCGCCGUGUAUCCUGGGACGAAGAUUGGGACACGCAGCGCGAAAGGUUGUUUCAUCCCUUCCUAACCCAUCUUCACCUGUCCAACCGAGCUGGCUUUCCCAUCCCAAUUGGAUGUCGUUGCUUGCUGCUGUUCCAAACCUGCGACGGCGUUACGCAGCGAACUCGCCGUCUCAUCUUCGGUCCCAGCGACCUACCUGCUUACACUUUCCCGUCUUCUUCUGAUCCCAUCACCUUCUAGUGAAGCAAUACUCCAUUCAAAGGGCCAACCCAGGCACCACCGCGACCAUGAAAGCCGCCUCAGCCGACCCCUUUGGCCAGAUCCUCAAGGAUCUAGUCCUCAUCGUCAUCAGCAUCGCCUUCAUCCCUUUGACAACGAUCAUCCUCGCCCUAAGCUAUGCGUGGCAGCGCUUCCUGCGUCCCGGCCAGGCCUUCGAUCCCGCCGCCGCCACGGACCGCCAGCAGCAGCAGCGCCGCACCAUCCUCGUCACCGGCGUCGGCAUGACAAAGGGCCUCACCCUCGCACGACUGUUCCACCAAGCCGGUCACCGCGUCGUUGGCGCCGACUUCUCCCCCCACGCCUGCGGCAGCCGGUCCGCCGCCCUCGCCGCCUACCACGUCCUCCAGAAGCCCGGCCGAGCCGGAGGCGGCGCCGACCCGUACCUCGACUCGGUGCUGCGGAUUGUGGAGCGGGAGAAGGUUGACCUCUGGGUCAGCUGCUCGGGCGUCGGCUCCGCAGUCGAGGACGGCGUCGUCAAGGAGGUCGUCGAGGCCCGCACGCGGUGCCGCGCCGUGCAGCCCGACGUCGCGCGCACCCGGAUCCUGCACGAGAAGGAUUCCUUCAUGGACCACACGCGGGAGACGGGCUUGCGCGUGCCAGAGUCGUACCUCGUCACGAGCCGCCACGAGAUGCUGGCCGCGCUGGAAGAGGCGUCGGGGGGCCUGUCCUACGACGCCGACUCCGAGACCGCCAAGAACAGGAAGCCGCGCUUCAUCGCAAAGUCGGUGGGCGUCAACGACCGCGGCCGCGGCGACAUGACGCUGCUGCCGCUGCCGACGGAGAAGGAGACGUACGACCACGUGUACCACCUCGAGUGGCUGGGCAUGUCGGACAAGGAGCCCUGGCUGCUGCAGGAGUACAUUGACGGCGACGAGUUUUGCACGCACGCGCUCGUGGUCCGCGGGGAGGUGAGGGCGUUUGUGGCGUGCCGGUCGGCGGAGCUGCUGAUGCACUACGUCGCUUUGCCGGCCUCGUCGCCGCUGUCGAGGGCGAUGCUCGAGUUUACGCGGAAGCAGGCUGCGUCGUUUGGGGAUGCGUAUACGGGCCACCUGAGUUUCGAUUUCAUGGUGAGCCACGAGGACGUUGCUGCGGCGGAGGCGGGGGAUGGAUGUAAGCCUGAGCAGCUGAAGCUGUAUCCGAUCGAGUGUAACCCGCGGGCGCACACGGCUGUCGCGUUGUUCGGAGAGACGCCGGACAUGGUGGAGCAGUACCUGAGCGUACUUGACGAGACGGGAACCUUCGGGGGCAGUUUGGAGACGGAUGUGGUGACGCCGAGGCGGCCGGCCAAGUAUUACUGGAUCGGACACGACCUCUUCACGCUGCUGCUGCUGCCCACGGCGAGGGUGCUGCUCUUCCGGAUGUCGAUUGCGGCGUACUGGCGGUCCGUGAAGACGUUUGUCGAGCACGUGCUGUUCUGGAAGGACGGGACGUUUGAGCUGUGGGAUCCGUUGCCGAUGUGGUGGCUCUAUCACGUCUACUGGCCCAUGAUGUUCUGGGACUGCGUUGUGAACCGGCGGAGCUGGAGCCGGAUCAAUGUGAGCACUACAAAGAUGUUUGAGUGCGAUUGAGUAGUUUGGCAUCAGUGUAGGUGCCGUGUUGAUUGGCGAUUUGCAAUCCAUGGCUACCUAGUACUUAUUAGAUGUCACAUGUUGUUGACUUAUCAAACCCUUGGAGCUUUAUGAUAGGAGCGUAGCCCAGGGAAGAUCAAGAAAGUUAAAACUUCAAACUAGUAAAACUCAUGAUCAACGUGGAUUCGGUGGCAGCUUUCUUGUUGGUGUCACAUGGCAAGUAACACCACAUACUAGGUAGAUUUCGGACUUGACCCUUAGUGCCGGGAUCAGCGGCCAAGAAAACUCAAUUGCGACGCUCAUGUCACUUUAGGGCGGAGGGUCCAAAACGCAUAUUUGACAUUCGUUUGUCAAAACGGCGCCCUUUGCACUGGGAUUGGGUUGACAAUGGGUGUAUUAGGCUUAUAAUCGGAGCCGUUCCGAGGGGAUUCCGGCCGGUGUUCCGAGCGAUAAACCCCGCGUUGAGCCGCCCCGCGCGGCUGGCUGACGAGUAGUCGAGUCCUCCG